Messenger RNA from Camelina sativa (false flax), 1519 nucleotides. Its product is annotated as F-box/LRR-repeat protein 25-like. Gene Ontology annotation, molecular function: protein binding. NCBI's taxonomy places the organism in Eukaryota, Viridiplantae, Streptophyta, Magnoliopsida, Brassicales, Brassicaceae. The record is from RefSeq and is a predicted model, not a curated record.
CAAAAUCUGAUGGCCAUGGAAGACAGUUUCGGAGAAGAGGACCUCGCCAACGUCGCUAUAGGAUCCACUAGCCACCGUUUCAGUCAUCCCCUAAAAAUCGAGCAAGAAAGUGACUCAACCGACGGUGUAGACUCAAUCAGCUCUCUACCCGAAGACAUCCUCCACCGUAUCCUCUCCUUAGUUCCCACCAACAUCGCCAUCAGAACCUCUGUUUUGUCCAAACGAUGGAGACAUGUUUGGUCUAAGUCACCUUACCUCUGCUUUGAUCAGCUUAGAAUCUCCCCUGCAUCGAUAAACGAAACCCUAAACAACUACUCGGCCACCAACAUCACAAGUUUCCAUCUUGUCACAAGCUUGCUCAAGAACAGGAUUCACUUUGUCGAUAGAUGGAUCGAGUUCGCCAUCUCUCACGGCGCUGUGAAUCUAACUCUUGAGUUUCGUGAUUCUCGUGUUGGCGAUUACAAGUUUCCAGAGUUCUUCUACACCAAUUCCUCUGUUCAGCAACUCUUGAUCAUCAUCAACUCGGGACCUGUUGGUUUGAUUCCCAGCUGUAACGUGUCUUGGACGUCACUAAAGUACUUGUCUUUGAGCUCUUGUAGACUCUCUGAUGAAACGUUUCCUAAGAUCCUGUCUGGUUGUCCGGUCCUUGAAAGCUUGAGACUGCAGAACUAUGGUACAGUUAAGUUUCUUGAUCUGAGUGAAUCGCGUCUCUUGAGAAGAUUGGAUUUAGAUUGCUGCUCCUCUGUUCGAGAACCAACGAAGAUCGUGGGACCGCAUAUACAUUAUCUGAGAUUGAGAGCUCAAUGCACUUUACUUGAUGUCUCGUCUUUAAUAGAAGCUAAUGUAGACUCUUCAGUUAACUAUCUCUUGCCUAGUAUCUCUUAUCAUGAAGCUGAGCCCUUGAAGCUAGCCAUAGUGCAAGCAAUGCUAGACAAGUUGCAGAACGUAGAUAAGCUUACUCUUGGGGUUGAGUUUCUUCGGAUUUUAUCUAAAUCCGAGCUCAAUGGUGUUCUUAUACCGACGCUCAAGGUCAAAACUCUGACUCUUGAAACAAUGAUUCUGCGACCUGUGGUUCCUGGUAUAAUAAGACUGGUACAAAACUCGCCUGAAGUAAAGAAGAUAACAAUUUACACAAUGCAGUUCAGCACCGUACUGGAUAAACGUGACAGCUUCGUGGACUUUAAGAAUAUGAAUCCGGAUCAAGGUUGGAGAUCACUAGAUCAUGUGGUCUUUCCGACCUUGUGGGAUUCUAAAGUUCCUGAGCCUGAACUCAUGGUUUCUUUCAUGGAACUUUUGCUGGCAAACGCAAUUACAUUAGAGACGUUGGUUGUAAGGCUGGGGAGUUACACUGAUAGAUCAAGAUUUGAAGAGCAGUUUCAAAUCGCUCUAACGCUUUCUCACUACAACAAUGAGGCAGUGCCGGUCCGGUGAAAUCCGAGGCCCAAUACGAAAAAGAAAAAAAAUUAAGGUUUUUUUUUAAAAAAUAUAAUAAAAGCUGAAAUAUGUUUUGCUAAUUAUA